Messenger RNA from Dracunculus medinensis (Guinea worm), 1107 nucleotides. NCBI's taxonomy places the organism in Eukaryota, Metazoa, Nematoda, Chromadorea, Rhabditida, Dracunculidae. The record is from the annotation of a GenBank genome assembly.
AUGGAACUGCUCGUUUUUUCUUUGCGGUCGGUUUUUUGCCAAGUCUCAUAUAUGGAUGCAAGAAAACUAAAGGAGGGCACAAUUAUGCGUUAUAAAACAGUUCUUUUAGGCAAAAAAUGGAAAGAAUGUCAUGCUGUAUUGUUCAGCGAUUCAUCUUUUUGCUGGUACGAUAAAAAGGGAGAUUCACGUCCUGCUGGCAAAGUUCUUCUAAAAGAUUAUAUACCGUACAUCUGUGUUGGAUUGCUAUGCGACAGAAUGCCAAUACAAAGGCCGAAAUUGCCUGACAAUUACUCAGUGCACCAUUUGGUUGGAAUUGGAAUGGAUCCACAAGCCAACAAAGUUUUCUGGUUUUUGUUUUCGUCGGAUUCAGAUCUUGAGUCUUGGUUUAAUGAAAUUACGAAGACGUUACCUAAGCCAGUACAACCUGCUUCUCAAUUGCCCCCAAAUGUACCAACUUCAGUUCCGCAUUAUAUUUUGCAAAAUUGGAUUGCUUAUGGCAUUUCAGAUCCUCCUGCAGUUUAUCCAGCAAGUGCUCCUCUCCCUCCAGUACAGCAAUAUUCAGGUGGGCAACCAUCACUGGUGGGAUAUAGUUCGCCACCAUAUAGCAGCUAUCGACCAGAUCGAGGAUAUUCGAGUGGAAGUAGUAGCGGACCAGCGUUUGGAACUGGUCUUGGCGCUGGCAUUUUGAUGGGAUCGCUUCUCGGCUACGGUGUAGGUAGCUUUUGGGGUGGAGGAUUUUAUCCAAGCUGUGGAUUUGGUGGGCAUGGAAUGGCUUAUGGUAUGGGUGGCGGAUAUGUCCAGGAUAAUGACACGUAUAUAACGAAUAAUUACUAUGGUGGGGCGGGUCCAGAAACUGAUGCUGCUCAAAACACACUGGACGAUAAUACGAUGGUUGGCAAUGAUGUCGAUAAUAUAAUUAACCAUGAUGGUGAUACUGGCGCAGUUGAUGGUAAUAAUGAUCAUGGCGCAGAUUAUGAUUAUCGUAAUGGGGAUUAUGAUGACUAUGGUGGUGUUGAUUUCGGCGGAGAUGAUUUUGGCGGCGGUGAAUUUGGUGGCGAUAAUUUUGAUGGAGGUGACUUUGGUGAUUUCGGUGGUGGAGACUUUUGA